AUGUCUUCCUGGACUCAUUUGGUCCGCUUCAUUGCCGUCGAGGGCAGCCAAGAACACCUCGGCCAGCUAGUUGAUACUGCUCGCGAUGUUGGCAAAGACAGUUUUGAGGGAAUUCAAAUUGUCGUGUAUCUUAUCGACGGGACUAUGUUUGACGGCAGGGUCACCGAACAAAUUCUACAUGUGAAAACGUUGUUAUCCCCGGUCUCUAAAGACGACUGCAACUUUAUAAAAUAUUUGGGCUUGAAUUAUAUGGACCAUGCCAAGGAAGCCAACUUACCUCUUCCAAAGGCUCCAAUUCUCUUCGCGAAGCCUAGGCACGCCUUGACUGGCCCGUUCCCGGCGGCUAUUAAUAUCCCAAAAUGCGCCCAGGAUGAAACCAGCGACUAUGAAGCGGGACUCUGUGUGGUUAUCGGUAAGUCUGGAAAGAAAAUCAGGCAAGAAGAUGCGCUUGACUUUGUUCUUGACUUUACUGCAUCGAAUGAUGUAUCUGCCCGUACACUUCAGAUGGUGACGCCCCAGUGGCCCUACUCCAAAGGUCUCGAUGGAAGUUGUCCCAUUGGCCCAGUACUGGUCGCGCCAUCGAUAAUCGGAGAUCCGCAAACACUGUCUAUAAAGGCGAUUCACAAUCAAGACAUUGUUCAGGAUGGAAACGCUAGGGAUAUGAUUUUUGACAUUAAGAAACAGAUUUCUUAUCUAUCGCAGGUAACAACUUUAGAAGCUGGCAGUAUUUUAUUGACGGGCACGCCGGCCGGCAUUGGAUAUUUUCGACAGCCAAGACGGGUUCUCCGUGAUGGGGACGAAAUAUCUGUCUACAUUGGCAAUAUUGGCACCCUAGUGAAUAAGGUCUGCUAUGAGUCUUGGUAG
Messenger RNA from Talaromyces rugulosus, 864 nucleotides. RefSeq lists its product as uncharacterized. The record is from RefSeq and is a predicted model, not a curated record. NCBI's taxonomy places the organism in Eukaryota, Fungi, Ascomycota, Eurotiomycetes, Eurotiales, Trichocomaceae. The transcript is spliced from 4 exons. The coding region runs from base 1 to 864 and encodes 287 amino acids. Gene Ontology annotation, molecular function: catalytic activity.